CCAACAGUAUCGGCUGCUGGCAGGGAUAUGAGAGAGUCCCACCACAGCGCGCGCGCGUCAGAUAAUUACUUUAGCAUUAAUGCUUGUAGCUUUGGAGAAACUUAUUUUUAGUUGGGAUGAAUGUCUGGUAGAUGGAAAAUAGUGACCAGAAUACCCCCCUGUAGAAGUUAGAAGACGAUUUAGACAAAAGGAAACCAAGAUUACAUCCAAAUGGAAAUUGAUGAAGACGAAAAGGUCCUGAUGAGUGGGACUUACAGCUUUCACAACGACAAUGGUGUGGUGGACUCACAGCCUUCAACGAUAGGUACGCUUGUAGUCAAAGAGCGGGAACAGUCACCGGCCGCCUCGCAGACGACACGAUCCGAACCUGGCGGGAAACAAAUCGGACCUUCAUCUUCCUCUGUCCCAUUUGACGACGCUCACUGUGAGAGAAACUGGACGCAAACGUUGUUUUCCUGUCAAUCUGAGGAUCGAAAAUGUUGUAGUCUGUGUUGUUGCUGGCCGUAUCACAAAUAUAUGGUGGCUACCCGGCUUGGUGAGACUCCGUUCAUGGCUCUUAUUCCGUGUGCUGUCUUCGCCCUCAGAAUCAAAGUUAGGACCUUAUUCGGCAUAAAGGGUUCCCUAUUAGGAGAUUUCUGGGCCUCUAUGUGCUGUGAACCCUGUGCCGUGUGUCAAAUGACGUCAGAGUUGGACUCCUUGGGACUUUGAGUGUAAUGACUAUCAUAACAAUUCAGAAUAUCUAAAACAACUAAUGUAUCUUUAUAUGUUCCGCAAGUGCCGUUGUAUACAAUUAACUUAUUACGGUAUACCGGGAACUUUUUGCCGCAGUUUAAAUUUCGCCUUUAUUGCCCUCUGCAACGAGGGCGAAUUUAUUAUUACGGUGAAUAUAGGUAGACAACAUAAUAUACAUAGGUAUUUUAUUUAAAGGACGAAUUGUACGCUUGGCGAAAAUUGAGAGUAAGGGAGAAGGGCGAGAGUUUGACUGGGCGAACAUUUCGCGGUAUUCAGUAUGUCAUGAUUAUUGCCCAAUUAUACCAGUGCAUAAUUUUACUUCAAAAUAUGAAAUUAUGCAUCACUGAUCAGAGUGAUCAAUGUUAUGUAGAUAUCGAAUCAUCAUCAUAUAUAUUAAUAAUCUACAACAUAACCUUCAUGUGUGUUUAAGUUAUUGUUUUACAAUAAAGUCAAAUCGGGAAUUUGCAA
This is a messenger RNA of Mizuhopecten yessoensis (Yesso scallop), 1200 nucleotides long. RefSeq names its product placenta-specific gene 8 protein-like. The record is from RefSeq and is a predicted model, not a curated record. The transcript is spliced from 4 exons. The coding region runs from base 211 to 708 and encodes 165 amino acids. NCBI's taxonomy places the organism in Eukaryota, Metazoa, Mollusca, Bivalvia, Pectinida, Pectinidae.